UCUGGUCCAUGAUCUGGAUGUAAAUUCACCAGUGACUGUCUGUGCUGUCAAUGGGUUAAUGUGAUAGAGCUGGUCUGGAAUGAAACCCAGGUGCUCUCCAGAGGCUGGACAGAGUUGUGUGUACAUGUGUGGGUCGCCUCUGCUCUUCGGAUAAGAUGAAAAAAAAAAAAAGGAUUUCCAAAAUAUUUAACUAUGUUCCUCCUGGCGCCCAAAGAAGAUUAUUUUUUAAGAGCUUAUAUCGCAGGCCUCAGGUAAAAGUCUUUGUGUUUGUAGCUGCUGCUGUCUUAAUCUGAAUUCUGGUGAGCCUCUCCUCAAACUUUUUGAAAAAAAAAAAGAAAGUGAUAUUUUGGGUUUGAAUAUUAGGCCUACAUUUGAAUGUUUUGAUGAAACGUACCCUUGUGUAUUCAGAUGUAUUUAUUCAGUCUGUGAAGUAGCUGAUUGGACUUUGUUCAAAAUAUGUAAGAAUAACUUGAAAAGACAUCUAAAAAAUGUUGAAAGUGUGGCGUUUUCUGAAGCAUGCUAAUUCCUCCCCACAUUAUAAUAAUGGCAUGUUGGUCUGUCACAGCUAUCACGUUAUUGUCACCAGAUGAAGAUCACUUCUGAAUACUUGUGAUAGUUGCAUUACGACACGUCAGAGCGUAAACAAUGUGCCAGAGGAGUCUUCAAAUGUUCAGCUGUUGUCUUCAGAGAGAAGUUGACGCGGUGAGAUGAAAUCUGAUUGGAAUGAAAACAUUUGCCUCUUUUUAUGUGUAACUGUUGUUUCUUUGCUUUUAGCGCUGCAGAAGAUAAACCAGGAUGGUAACACACGGUUGGUAACCAGCUUCAGUUCAACAACGGCCAGAAUCACUCCACGCUCUUCUCCUGAACAUUGACGACCAACCCUCAGCCAUGUCUAACAUAAACAGUGCGCUUUGCAUUGAGAACAUCCAGAACGCAGAAGUGGCUCUCUUACAGAAGGAUAAUCUGUCCGAUGGUGGAUUAAGCCAACUUUUGGAUUAUAACGCAGAAAUGGAAAGGUACCGGUCUUUUGCAAACUUUUACAAAGCCAACGGGGCAUUUCCACAGAAUGCCAAGAUUGCCCGCAUCACAACGCCCAUUUUUCCCAGUGCUAGAAUUGGCAUGUCCCCUUGGAACUGCGAUAACGCCAUGCUCUGGGGAAGGAAAUCAGCGGCAAUAAACCCUAAUAGGACCAGCAUGCAUAGAAAUGACUCCCAGAGGCCGGGGAAGCCUGGCGUGCUGCCAGAGACGCUGCAAAUGGCAAAUAAUAAUUUCCUCUCUACCUUAUCCCCCGAACACUGCAGACCUUUAGCAGGAGAAUGCAUGAACAAGCUGAAAUGCAGCGCUGCUGAAGCAGAGAUAAUGAAUCUCCAAGAACGCGUUGGAACUUUUUCCGCUAUUCCGGCUUUAGGGGGCAUCUCAUUACCUCCCGGGGUCAUCGUCAUGACAGCCCUUCACUCCCCCGCAGCCUCAGCAGCCGUUACAGACAGUGCGUUUCAAAUUGCCAAUCUGGCAGACUGCCCACAGAAUAAUUCCUCGGCAUCCAGUGGAAACCCAGCGAAGAAGAAAAGGAAAAGGUGUGGGGUCUGUGCGCCCUGCAGGCGUCUAAUCAACUGUGGUGUCUGCAGCAGUUGUCGGAACCGCAAAACGGGCCACCAGAUCUGCAAGUUCAGGAAAUGCGACGAGCUGAAAAAGAAGCCAGGCUCAUCGCUGGAGAGGACGCCGGUCAACACUGGCGAAGCUUUCCGGUGGUUCUUCUAGAGAGGCGAGCCACAGCCGCCCCACCCGGCAGCACGAGGGCAGGUGGGACUCUUGACUCUCUGCCAGGAGCACUCGACAGGUUCACAGGACCCAACGUGCUCGGCACAUUCGGAGAGGACGAGAGAGGAAAAAGGGGGACAGACGAAAAAGAUAAAUGAAAACAUAACGGUGUUGUUUUAACUCUGUAAUUUCCUUUUUUCUGUGUAAUUAUUGUACCUUUUGACAGUAUCAUAAUGUAUAUUUUCGGUGUCUAUGAAUGUGUUUUCAGUGUUGUGGCUGUAGGUUCACAGCCAAUCCUAUGUAAAGGACUCAAAACAGACAAUCAUACAAUCAUCCUGAAUCCGUCAAACAGAAGAGGCCACAAGGAUUGAUGACAUGACGAAACACAACACACUUACUCUGGAGCAAUAAUCUAUUCUGUUGAUUACUCUUCAACCUUUCAUUUCUUUUGACUCCUCAACGAUUAUAAUUUUUUAUUUUGGUUUAUCAAACGAAAUCAUCCUCUGGUUUUGUCUCUUAUUCCAUCUGAGAAGCAUGUAUUGAAAUGUCUCGCUGGCCGUGUGGCGUGACUCGCCGAGAGCAACAGACGUGCAGGACGGCAGCAGAGCGUCUGUGAUGGCAGCAGAGCGUCUGUGACGGGCUUGUUGACUUGCUUCCUCGUGACUCGUCUGAGUGGACUCGCUGCAGAACAGGGCACAUUGUCCUGUGCGGGGAGUCGCACCCUUUUGAAAUCUACUCGUCAUUCUGUUGUGACAGCACCUGGAGGUGGUAUUUUCAAAAAAUGGUGUGAGAACAUGUUUUUAACUAAUCUACUUUAGUCAUCAAACCUUUUUUAGUUUUCUUCAGUUUGGAUCACUAAAGCUUGUUUACUGUCUAAACGGUAGGGAGUAAUGCCAGUAAAGGAACUGUAGGUUAUUUUGAACACAUUCAAAUUUAGAAUUAAUGCCAGAAUACGAAACAGUUCUUACUCCUGCAACAGUAAUGUUAAAAACAUUCCAAAAACUAAAAUUAUUCAAUAAGUUACUCAUUGUCUUAAAACCCUAUUGUUGCAUGUGUAAAUGUGUUUUGGUUUUAAAGAUUACUAAGAAUUUGUAUA
This is a messenger RNA of Platichthys flesus (European flounder), 2854 nucleotides long. It is a transcript of the gene cxxc4, whose product is annotated as CXXC finger 4. Bases 889 to 1758 code for a protein of 289 amino acids. Gene Ontology annotation, cellular component: nucleus. Lineage: Eukaryota; Metazoa; Chordata; Actinopteri; Pleuronectiformes; Pleuronectidae. Gene Ontology annotation, molecular function: methyl-CpG binding; zinc ion binding. The record is from RefSeq and is a predicted model, not a curated record. The transcript is spliced from 2 exons.